Molecule: messenger RNA, 348 nt
Organism: Mesorhabditis belari
Lineage: Eukaryota; Metazoa; Nematoda; Chromadorea; Rhabditida; Rhabditidae
Source: the annotation of a GenBank genome assembly
AUGGGCGCGUUUCAGUCACGAGUUGACGAGGAAGGUGUUCGGAAAGCGGUCGAUUCUCAAUCCGUUGUGAUGUUCACGAAGAGUGCUUGCAGCUAUUGUGUAAAGGCUAAAAAUCUCCUUAACGAGCAAAAAGUCGAUUAUAAAGAAAUCGAUUUCGAUGCUCUUAAGCAGCAGAACCCGAAUGAGCAUCAAGGGCUUGUCAACGGGCUUGUCUAUAUGACGAAAAUCACUGGCGUGCCUCAGAUCUUUAUUUGCGGGAAAUUCAUCGGCGGUUUCACUGAGCUCUCCGAGCUGCACGAGGCGAAGACUCUCUUGGAGAAGAUCUCCGAAUGCACGAAAGAAAACGAU